This is a messenger RNA of Lactuca sativa (garden lettuce), 5685 nucleotides long. The record is from RefSeq and is a predicted model, not a curated record. NCBI's taxonomy places the organism in Eukaryota, Viridiplantae, Streptophyta, Magnoliopsida, Asterales, Asteraceae.
AACUGAAACAAAAAGAAGGGCUUUAUUUCCCCGUGUUCAUCACCUGACUAACAGAUCGGGAAAAGAUCGGCGAGAAGCAUCGGGCAAAGAUGGGCAAUCGAUAUAUAGGGAUUACUAAUUUGAAAAGAUAUAACAUUUUGUUCUUCUCUCGGUUUCAAUUUCUCUUGGUUCUCCCCUCUUCAAUCACAACUUCUUGAACUGGGAUCUGUGUGCACGUUCCCAGAUUUUUUUCUCCCCUCUUCUCCAAUCGACGGCAUGGUUCUUCCUAUCCUCUUGAAAUCGGUGGGUUUCCGGUGGAACCCAUUAACGCGAUGGUUAAGGUAUUAGACGCAAUCUUUCGCAUCCAGGCCUGCUAUGUUCUUUACGUUACAAAGUUUUUGUUUUUUUGGUUGUACUCUGAUGAAAAUCUAAUUGGUCUUUCUUUACGUUACACUCUCUCUCCCUUCUCAAGUGACAACUAGGUCUCUUCUCCGAUCAUCGCCUUUCUUCCCUCUCUCACACAAUGUACAAAAAAUUGAAGCUUUCAUGGUGCCAUGAUUCAUCGGCUACCGACUGCACCCAUCGUGGUAAAUCAAACGCCCCACCGUACCCAACCCACCGUGCUCAACAACUGCUGGGCUCAACAACUUCUAGAUCGAUGUUGAUUUCUCCCUCUCCGGCAAAUCGGAGUCGUCAAACCUUUUCCAUUCAGUUGACUUCCAAUCGUCAACCCCUUUCAAAUCUGUUCAUCGGCAAGUCCGAUAAGGGUUAGAUCGACAAAACCAGACCUUGAAACACCAACAAGGGUUAGAUCGAUGAGGUUUCACAUUAACGGUGAGACGGAUAAUCGGAGAAGGACGACUGGCGGUGGUUGAUUCCAUUAAACAUACCAGAGAGAGACAGCCAAGGAACUAAAAAUAGUAUCAAACUAGACUAGCCUCUCCUUCUAAUCUUGAUUACAGUUCUCCUUUUUCUCCUUUCUGAAUAGACUAGCCUCUCUUUUAUCUCUUAUUUUUUACAUUUGCAGCUAUUAGGGAUGAUGAUAAUGGAGGAAUAUGGGAGGUCUUUGGUGAUUGAAGGUGACAUUGGGUAGUGAUGUUUGUGUGGGUGGUGUAGGGGGAUGAAGAGGAUAGAAGAAGUUGAUGAAGGUAAGUGAAUGGAGAAUGGAAUUAAAAAGCUGUGAAGGUUCGUUUGAAGGUUAAUUGCUAUAGGUUUAUGGAGUAGGACUGUAGGGUAAGGUGGCUGGAAGUUUUGAGGAAAUAAGGGUGGUGGUUUUGGUGGUCAUGGUGGUGAAAUGGUGAAGGUGAGUCUUGGUGACGCGGUGGCUGGAAUGGAGAUUGUGGAGCUGGGAACGGUGUUCGGUGAUGGUGAAUGGAGGAAUAAGGUGAUUCAUGAUGGUAGAAGGUGGCGAUGGUUGUGUGGAUCUUGGGAGGUUGAUGAUGGUCAUGGGGGGAGAGAGAGAGACCCAUUUGUAUAUUAUUUUAUUUUUAUUUUUUUAAAUAAGUAAAAAGAUCAUAAAUGGUCCCUGUGGUGUGAAAUGACGAAAAUGCCCUCAAUUAACGGACAAAAGUUAACGGAGUUAGUAAUAAGGACCAAUCGUCAAAAGUUUUGAAAACAAAGGGACCAUCUAUAAGGUUUUUAAACCACGGGGACUAAACUUCAGAUUUUGGGUAACCAUAGGAACCAUUUAUGAUGUUUUUCCUUCUUUCGAGAAUGUGCAUAUAACCCCUUGUAGUUAACUCCUUUUAGUAUCUUUAAAUUUCAUUAAUAAUCCCUUUAGACGACUGAACUUGUACAGAUGCAACACAGUUGGUAUUGUCAUAGGUUUUAAACAAUUUUAGUGUUGCAUUUUAUACCAUGUUGACUUUAAUUUAAUAUUACAUUACAUAUGUUUUGCAUCGAAAGCAGUUACUUCAGGUAAAUCACAAUAUUUUUUAAGGUUAAAUGCAAGGAAUAGUAACAUACUUUCAUUUUAUUUAUGCUAUAGCAUCCUACUUCCAUUAUCGUUUGUUAUAAGGUUAUUUCAUGUAAAAGAGAAACUAACAUAUUAAGCUCACUAAGUAAAAAAUGAGCAGCCCCUCAUUCCCACUUCAUCACAUAUAUUGGAAGUACAUGUAUUAGAAUGUGUCUUCCUAACUUACAUCACUACUGGAAACACACACAAACAAUGUAAGUAAUACCAUAUGGGAAAAUAAGUUGAAGGAAAUUAUGAAAUGAAAAUCAAUCGUUCUAACUAGCAAAGGGAAUUUCUGUUAAAACAUCCUGACUUAGUGGCGCUAACAACAUAUUUUAUCAUGGACAUUUUAUCAAACACCUAGAGUGCAGCAUAUUUGGUUCCCACUAAUGGCUAACAAAGCAAACAUAAGGCAUUAACACAAGCAUAGAAAUGAUAACACAAAUGCAAAAACUGUAAACACUAGAUAUGGAAAAAAAAAUGAACAAAAACAUUCCGCGUUUGUAGCCUUGUUUUUGGAGUCGCACAAGGGUGAGAAUGGGAAGUGAGUGAUAAAUAAAUAGAGAAAUUUAAAGGAAUCAAUUUCAAAACCAUUACUGAUUAUGAAGUUAAUUUGAAUUGGAGAAGAUUUGAUUGAUGCGUUAUAGUAGCAGAAAUACAUACCUGCCAAAUCAGUUCAAGUUCUUAUAUAUCUGUGGGAUUUUGAAAUCCAAAUUAGAGUGAAUCAAGGAACCGAGAUUUGAGGCUGAUUGAAGAUUUAGAAUAUAAAUUCCUGAUUUUGUAAUCGAUUAAAAUAUCAAAAUGAGGAGGAAAACACUUGAGUCGUAAAUGAAUAUAAAAGGCCAGAAGGGCACUGGGCAUACGGUAUUUUACUCUGUAAAAUUUUUUGGCGGGAAAAAAAGACUUGGCAAAAAGAAUAUACUUUAUUAUAGUAGGAGAAGUACACGUGUCAAACUAUUUCUAUAUAGGAUAUGCACAAUAUCUUAACCGACUAAUAUCUCAGAAUUACAGGAAAGAUAAUCUUGCUGUGUGAUAAAAGGAUACACCAUUUCUAAAGAGGGAGGGAAAUUACUCAAACAGAGAGAGCGACGCCCUGUACCCUAGGGCAAAAACGCAUCUUUGAUUAGGUAUUUGAAGUCGAUUUCAGAGUGUUAUAUGUUUAACCCAGGUUGUUUGUGGUCGUCAUUGCUAAAUGGUUAAAUAUUUAUCACAAACCUAAUAACAGUUUAGCUUCUUUCAGCCGCAUUGCUAAAUUAAAUGCAAAUAUGUGUCUUCUUAUGCAAUGCAGCCGUUUGUGAGUUUGUGUUGAAGGUCUGAUCGAUGAGGAUGUUUAUGCAAUUCUGAUUACAUCUUCUUACAGUUAUGGUGGUUUUUUAGACAAUUUUUUGGUAAAUUACUAAGUCUCUGCUGUCGGAAGGAAGAUGAUUUAGAUAAUAUAUAUGUACCAAUUAAGUUGCAGAGUUUCUUGAGUAGGCUUCAUUAAAACUAUGGACCUUUUUUAUUUAAUUUUUUUGAAUCAGUUGCUGAAUUUCAUGAUGCCUUUUAGCCUUACUUGUAUAGUAUGUUCGUAGAAUGAGUUGUUCAUCUGCUUAUUUUUGAGUCUCACUCAGUUAUAUAUAUAUCGUUGCUAAUUUUUGAGAAAAGCUGUUCUUCUAUGUUGAUAAUCCGGAGGUGCAGACAAGCUAGGUUAAUCAGAAUGUACAUAAAGCAGAUCUCCAUUCAAGGUUUUGCGAACCAUAAAGGUGUUGUUUUUCGAGACCUUAGCCGAAAAGCUAACUACAUCGAUGCUGAUAUGGAGUCACUUUUAUCCCGUCGCAAUAUGCUUUGUAUUAAGCGACAACAAGACACAGAACACUGACGUCAAUACUGCUCAGGAAGGAACUGUUGAGAUUGUAUUUGAUAACUCCGAUCAUAUCAUUCCGGUUGAUAAAGAGGAGGUAAUUUUGCGUAGAACAUGCAAUAAAUAUUAUCUGGAUGAGAAGCGUACGUAUAAUGGAAAAUGAAUUAAUGAAUCUACUGGGAGCUGCUAGACUCAGUUUAUAUUGCUUUAUGCUGCCGAACCCGAUAGCAUCGUUGAUUGAUAUGGACGAUGUAGAAAGACUUAAUCUACUAAAAAAAAUUAUUGGGGCCCAAAUCUAUGAAGAGCACCAUGCUGAAAUCCGCAACAAAAUGGCAAAUAUAGGUACAACGAUAAACAUGCUGCGUGGAAAUGUCCAAGAGUUUGAAAGCCACAAGGAAAACCUUAUGCAAAUCACCUUCAACCAAAUUGAGGGAACACGGGAAGGAGUGGAGGGUGUUGAAAGAGUAUGCAAAGAGUCCAACAUCAGUGGGCUUAUUGGUCCUAUCUACAAGUUGAUUGACUGCGAAGAAAAAUAUUUUACUGCUGUUGAAAUAGUUGCAGGGAAAAGCUUAUUCCAUGUGGUAGUGGACAAUACUGAGACUGCGAAGACGAUAGGCAAACGUAUGAAUGAAGCCCAAGCUGGAAGAGUCACAUUAAGGCCGUUGGAUCAGGCUCGCACAACUUGUAAUGUUGAUGAUAGUGAACUUCAAGCAUCGCACAUGACUCCCCUUUUAAAACUUCUAAAAUGUUCCCCCCUUCACAAGAAGGCACUUUCUCUGAUAUUUGGUAAUACCAUGUAUUUAGAAAAUCUACGUGAAAUUACGACGCAUGGUUAUGACUAUGUUACACCCAAAGGCUUUCAAUUUAGCAAAGGAAUUAUGAGGGGUGGAUAUUACGAUGAAAACAAAUUAAAGCUAAAAUUUGCGAAAAUCAUCAGAGAAAACGGAAAUUUAUGCUCUGAAAAGGGAGAAUGCCUCAAAGACAUCAACAAUAGAAUUGUACAACUACUUGAAAGAGAAAGAGAUAAAUUGGUUGGAUAUUUAGAAACGUACAAGAAAGAAAUUGCAGAGUUGCGUAAAUCAAUUGAUUUGGAAAGGUACACUGGAAAGGAAGAAGAGGAAUUAAAGGGUCGGCUUAUCAAUUCCAAGAAGAGACGAAAAAUAUCCAAUUCACCAGAAAAAUUAAUUGCAGACUCUAAGAAACAAAUAGAGGAUCUCGAACACUAUGCUACUGAAACCAGAGCUAUGAUAUCAGAAGUGGACAAAGAGAAGGAUGUUUGUAUGCAAAAGAUCUCCACAACUGUGAAUAAUUGUUUUGGAGAUGUGAUUUCUAAACUUGUCCCAGGUUGUUCUGGGAAGUUGACAAUGAUAAGGGAGGAGGACCGAGGUCCUGCUGAUAAUACAGAGGGGGGUCCCACAAAUUUCAUAGGUGUGAAAAUGGAGGUUUCCUUCCCUGGACAAGGGGAGACACAGUCCACAGUUGAGAAAACCGUAGCUGGAGUGGCUCUCAUACUUGCGAUACUUGAAUGUGAUCCUCCUCCCUUUUACCUGUUCAAUGGGAUCAUUGCUAAACUAGAGGAUACCAACUACCGACAUGCAGUCACAGAUAUCAUUUCUUCUUUGAUUGAAAAGACCCAAUUCAUUGUAUCAUGGCCUGAAGCGCAAAAAAAUGCUGACAAGAAAUUUUCUUGGGUGGAUGGAGAGCCGGUUUGAGGCCAUCAUGUUCAUGUUCAUGUUUCCAACUAGAGACGCAUUAUCAACAUUUAAUUUUCCUUACUGUUUAUUUGAUAUUUUUGCGUAACAUAUGAUACACACAUUUCUAUCGUGUCCCCAUGUCUUUUAAUUCGUUUUCCAUGACAAAAACUUUUUUGUGAUCACAAGUUUCGUAUUUAAUGCCAAUAUUAUAUCCCUAA